This is a messenger RNA of Aspergillus melleus, 1596 nucleotides long. It is a transcript of the gene PEX3, whose product is annotated as peroxisomal biogenesis factor 3. Gene Ontology annotation, molecular function: protein-macromolecule adaptor activity. Gene Ontology annotation, cellular component: peroxisomal membrane. Gene Ontology annotation, biological process: protein import into peroxisome membrane. Bases 1 to 1596 code for a protein of 531 amino acids. NCBI's taxonomy places the organism in Eukaryota, Fungi, Ascomycota, Eurotiomycetes, Eurotiales, Aspergillaceae. The record is from RefSeq and is a predicted model, not a curated record. The transcript has 4 exons.
AUGAUCGGUGCUACGAGGCGCUGGUUCCGGCGCAAUCGCAAGGGCCUUGCGAUCGGGGCUGGCGUGAUCGGAGCCGGGUACCUCGUGGGACAAUACGUGUUGAACAAGAUCUCCGAAGCGCGAGAGCGUAUGAGCAGUGAUCGAAUUGCCCGAGAGAAUCUACGACGGCGCUUCGAACAGAAUCAGACCGAUUGUACCUACACCAUCCUCGCCCUCUUGCCGACCGCCGCCGAGGACAUCCUAGAGGCCCUUCCCGUAGAAGAUCUGACCAAGAAGCUACAGAAGAAACGCGCGGAGAGGCUGGCUCGCCUCAACGGUGGCGAAGGGACCUCGUCGGAUCUCAGCUCGGUGGCUCCCAGUCUACCCGAGGAGGACGGACGCAGUUUAUCCAGUUUUCAAAGUGACGGCUUUCUUCGCGCCAGUCAACUGGGGGAAUCAACCCUCGAAGGAGAUGGUUCGCCGCGGCCGAAGCGGAACAAGACCCAGCUCUGGAAGGAGGUGAAGAUCACCUCUAUCACUAGAUCAUUCACACUCAUCUACACCCUGUCCCUCCUGACCGUCUUCACCCGAAUUCAACUCAACCUUCUCGGCCGCCGGAACUACCUCUCCAGCGUGAUCUCCUUGGCGAACCCCGCGAGCACGUCGACGAUCCGACUGGAAAAUCAUGACGACGACGACCUGACCCAAACCUUGGGGAAUGAUUUUGAAACCAAUCGGAGAUAUCUCGCCUUCAGCUGGUGGCUCCUGCACCGGGGCUGGAAGGACUUGAUGGGCGAGGUGCAAGAGGCCGUCAAGGAGGUGUUUGGCUCGCUGAAUCCCCGAGAGGAUAUUUCGCUGGCCAAACUAUCUGAAUUGACCCUGCAGAUUCGGAAGAAAUUGGAGGGCCACACGGAGGCGGAUAGAAAGAACCGAAAAUGGCUGUCAUACUUGCUUCCUCCCCCCGAAGAAGAAGAGAGGCUGCUAGAGGAGUCCGGCGUCUUGGGGGUCACGGAGCCGUCGACCGCCCAAACGGCGACUACGCUUCGACAUCUCUUGGAUGAGACGGCCGACCUGAUCGAAUCGCCCAACUUCACCCGCGUCUUGAUGCACCUCAACAACGAGGGUUUCGAGACUCUGAUCCAGCAGUGCACGGCCGACGCGUUCAAGGCGUCACCCAACCAGCCCGAAACGGCACCGCAGUCGUUCACGUCCGUUGCCACGGUGGUUCCCGUGGCCGACAGCUCAGAGCCCAAGACGAAGCUGGCCAACGUGCUGGCCGUGAUGGCCCGACAGGCCCAUGUAAUUGGCAACGGCACCACGCCUCCCAAUCUCUAUCUGGCUGCUAUGGAACAGAACGUUCGCGAGUUGGAAGCGUUCGCGGCCGUGAUCUACAGCUCGAACUUUGAUUUUGAAUUGCUUGGACCCGAGUCCAAAAUUCACCCUAUAGAGAAAGAGAUCAGUGGCUCUGACACGGUUUUUAUUGAGAGGGAUGAUGCCAGUCCGAUUACCGGAGUUGAAAUCCUGGAAGAGUCAUCGACCGUCCAAGUCGGCGAAGAUUCAACGUUCGAGACGGCGUGGGGAAAAGCCUCGAGUGGACCACCCACGGAGGCUAGUUGA